Molecule: messenger RNA, 6777 nt
Organism: Anneissia japonica
Lineage: Eukaryota; Metazoa; Echinodermata; Crinoidea; Comatulida; Comatulidae
Product: slit homolog 1 protein-like
Exons: 8
Coding region: 67-1062 (331 amino acids)
Biological process (GO): cell surface receptor signaling pathway
Cellular component (GO): plasma membrane
Molecular function (GO): protein binding
Source: RefSeq, a predicted model, not a curated record
AUGCGAGUGCUCUAUCUUGUAUUCUAGUGAUAAGGUGUAGGUGCGACCUCCCAGUAGACUGAUAUAAUGGCGGAAGUAUCAGUAAAAAUAUUGGUUAUCUAUCUUCUUGUAUGCUUCUCAAAUAUAGUUUUGGUAGAGUCUCUUUGUCGUGGGGACUCUUGUGUGUGUCCAUCUGAUUGUAAGUGCAAUUCCACAACCUCAACAGCGAACUGUUCAGGGUUGAACUACGCUGUUAUCCCGGAAAAUAUCAUUGACUUUGCCAACCAGAUUCUCAGCCGAAACGAUUUCACACAAGUAGCAUCAGGAGCUAUAAGUAAAGACUCACUUGUUGUGAAUCUGGAUCUUAGCAAUAACAAAAUUGCUAAAUUGAAUAACAGUUCUUUUGAUGGAGCUAAAUAUCUUGAAACAAUAAACCUUGCUGAUAAUCAACUUAUCGCUUUAGCUGAUAAUGCUUUCCUAAAAUUAAGGAACUUAACAAAUUUGGACCUAAGUGGCAAUGUAUUAGAAAGUUUCACUGCUCUAUCUUUUGAAAAAAACAUGACAAAGAUGAAAAAACUGUUGCUCCGUGAUAACAAAUUGACCACCCUUACUGAUAUGAACUCGACUUUCCCAAACCUACAGGAAAUAGACCUCAGUGGAAAUAAAUUGACAUGUGAUGUUAAUAUGGAAUGGAUACCAACAUGGCUUGAAAUAGAAGGCAAUAGCAUUAAGGGCACAUGUUAUUUACCUGAUAAGCUGCAAGGAAGAACUCUUGAUUCCAUUCUACCACAGCAGUUUAUUGAUCCUUCCUUUCUACCAAUUACACCAACUUCUAAGCCACCUGAUAAAACAACUAAGAUGGAGUCAACAAGGAAACAGAGGAUUCCAAAAAAAUCUGGAACAAAUGCUGCUGCCAUUGUUUUGCCAAUCCUCAUUAUCCUACUGUUAGUGAUGGUGGGCGCUGUUCUAUUCUGGAAGAAGUACUGGCAGCCACGGCAUGAAGACGAGAAAAAGUACAGCGCAGUUAGCAGGGAAGGAAAUACAGGCAAUCGUGUUUACAGUGAUGUAACAACAGAUUUAUAAUUGGUAGUAUGGAUGUCUUUUACUCCAGCUUUGAACAAACAUGUACACUAGCUGGUGAUAUCAUACACUGUACCAAGUUUUUUACAUUGCUUGCUUGCAGAUCUCAAGAGCUAAGAGCUGUAUUCUAUUGUGAAGAUAUUCAACUUGUUACCCUUUCCAAGUUACUAAUCUCAUUGUUAUACUGGUUCUGAUAUUGGUAUAGUGUGUCCUGUUGAGACACCAUUCAUUCUUUAAUCAUUUUAGAUAUGAUUAAGGGAAAACAUUUUACUAAUUGUGUAUACUUCAGUGAUGAAUGAACUGUCGGAUUCUUAAAAUGUGCAAUGUAUUUGAUAUGAUAAUCCAAUAAUUUUAAUUGUAAUUGUUUAAACUGAAAGCAGCAUUUUAAUGAUUCAGACAAAUAAUUUCUUUUGAAGCCCACAGACAAAAAGUAACUGAAUAAAUUCAAGAUUUGUAAAUUAAAAGAUUUUAAGCACAAGAUAAAACCUCUUUAAAUCUUCAAGAAUAACAUUCAAUGAAAUUGCAGCAUGAAUAUUACAGCAUUGCUUUCAAAGGGUACAGUGACAAGGUGUGAUAUGAUGGUGUCAACAUUUUAUUAAUUUUUUCCGCUCUUUGUUUAUAUAGUUUGUUGUUUAUGUGGUUUUUUUUUAUGGUCUGUAAUUUUUAUUUUAUAAGGUGUGAUGAUCUGUAAUUUUUUUUUUGUGUGUGGUUGAUGAGGUAGAGAUUUUAUAAGGUGUGAUGAUCUGUAAUGUUUUUUUUCUGUGGUUAAUGAGGUAGAGGUUUUAUAAGGUGUGAUGAUCUGUAAUGUUGUAUAUUUGUGUGAUUAAUGAUUUAGAGAUUUUAUAAGGUGUAAUGAUCUGUGAUGUUGUUUAUUUGUGUGGUUAAUGAAGUAAAGAUUUUAUAAGGUGUGAUGAUCUGUAAUGUUUAUUUUUGUGGUUGGUGAGCUAGAGAUUUUAUAAGGUGUGAUGAUCUGUAAUGUUGUAUAUUUGUGUGAUUAAUGAUUUAGAGAUUUUAUAAGGUGUAAUGAUCUGUGAUGUUGUUUAUUUGUGUGGUUAAUGAAGUAAAGAUUUUAUAAGGUGUGAUGAUCUGUAAUGUUGUUUAUUUUUGUGGUUGAUGAGCUAGAGAUUUUAUAAGGUGUGAUGAUCUGUAAUGGGUUUUUGUGUGUGUGUGGUUGAUGAGGUAGAGAUUUGAUCUGUAAUGUUUUUUUUUUUUUUUUGUGUGGUUGAUGAGGUAGAGAUUUUAUACGGUGUAAUGGUCUGUAAUUUUGUUUUUCUUUGGUUAAUGAGUUAGAGAUUUUAUAAGGUGUGAUGAUCUGUAAUGUUUUUUUUUUGUGUGUGGUUGAUGAGGUAGAGAUUUUAUGGGGUGUAAUGGUCUGUAAUGUUGUUUUUUUUGUGUGGUUAAUGAGGUAGAGAUUUUAUAAGGUGUAAUGAUCUGCAAUGUUGUUUUUUUUGUGUGGUUAAUGAGGUAGAGAUUUUAUAAGGUGUGAUGAUCUGUAAUGUUGUUUAUUUUUGUGUUUGAUGAGGUAGAGAUUUUAUAAGGUGAUGAUCUGUAAUGUUGUUUUUGUGUGGUUGAUGAGCUAGAGAUUUUAUAAGGUGUGAUGAUCUGUAAUGGUUUUUUGUGUGUGUGUGUGUGGUUGAUGAGGUAGAGGUUUGAUCUGUAAUGUUGUUUUUUUUGUGUGGUUGAUGGGUAGAGAUUUUAUAAGGUGUAGUGCUCUGUAAUUUUGUUUUAUCUUUGGUUAAUGAGUUAGAGAUUUUAUAAGGUGUGAUGAUCUGUAAUGUUUUUCUUUUGUGUGUGUGGUUGAUGAGGUAGAGAUUUUAUAGGGUGUAAUGGUCUGUCAUGUUGUUUUUUUGUGUGGUUAAUGAGGUAGAGAUUUUAUAAGGUGUAAUGAUCUGCAAUGUUGUUUUUUUGUGUGGUUAAUGAGGUAGAGAUUUUAUAAGGUGUAAUGAUCUGUAAUGUUGUUUUUUGUGUGGUUAAUGAGGUAGAGAUUUUAUAAGGUGUAAUGAUCUGUAAUGUUGUUUUUUUGUGUGGUUAAUGUCUUAGAGAUUUUAUAAGUUGUAAUAAUCUGUAAUGUUGUUUUUUGUGUGGUUGAUGAGGUAGAGAUUUUAUAAGGUGUAAUGAUCUGUAAUCUUGUUUUUGUGUAGUUAAUGUGGUAGAGAUUUUAUAAGGUGUAAUGAUCUGUAAUGUUGUUUUUUGUGUGGUUAAUGUGGUAGAGAUUUUAUAAGUUGUAAUGAUCUGUAAUGUUGUUUUUUGUGUGGUUGAUGAGGUAGAGAUUUUAUAAGGUGUAAUGAUCUCUAAUCUUGUUUUUGUUUGGUUGAUGUAGAGAUUUUAGAAGGUAUUAUGAUCUGUAAUGUUUUUUUCUUUUGGUUGAUGAGGUGAAGUUGGAUGACCUGUAAAUAUUUUCACAUUUUUUUUGUGAUUUAUUUGUUUUUAUUAUGAUAUUUUUUUAUUUACUAUUCUUACAUUUAUAAACUGUCAAUUAUUAAUUUCAUUAUUUUCUUUUUAGAAUACAAGUGCCUGUGAUUAAUUUAGAUAAAGCAUUCAGCUUAGGCCUUUUCAGUGUAUUGAUUAUGUAACCAGUGAAACCUGAGGGCAAUCUCCAUGUAAGAUUAGAGAUGUAUAAGUACACACAAACUUAGGAAACUGGUUAUCUUUUUUUGUUGUGCAAAAGAUAUGGAAGCUAAAUGGGUGAAUUAAAGAUGUUAUAUGGUUAUAAAUAUUUUUAAAAAUCAAAAGCAAUUAUAAUUUUGGUGUUUUUAUCCAGUUAUAUAAUUCAUUGAUGUCAACAGAGAGGAGGCAUGUGUGAUGGGCAUUCUGUAUCAAUACAACUAUACAUCUAUUGUUAUGAAAAAACUAAAAUCUUGAAUACUCUAUUUUGUUAAACAAUUUAUUAUCUCUACCAAGGAAGCUAUUUAACACCCCUGUCUGUCUUUCAGUUAGCAAGAUUACGAAAAAAAACUAAUGAAUGGAUCAUCAUACAAUUUAGUGGAGUGAUACAUAAUAAUCUAAUUCUAAGAAUGAGAUAAUUAGCUUUUAGGGAGCAAAGAUCAAGGUCACAGAAUUUGAAUUUUUACCCUCAAGCAUAACAAAAAGUAAGGGGAACCAUAGAGAAAGAAAAUUAUGGGGGGAACAUACACUGCAUACACGGCCAGUGUAUUGUCUUGUAUUCAGGCACAGGGCCGAUGCAUGCACCCUAUGGAGUGACUGCUCUAGUUUAAAUUAAGUAAUUAUUUAUUUGUUUAUUGGGGUUUUUUUUCACACAAUUGAAAUAAAUUAUACAAUAUAAUGGGAAAAUAAGGUAUAAAGUAUUUCACAGUAACGCUGUGAAAUACUGACAACUCAACUUUCUUUUUUUUUCUUUUUUGAAUUGAUCUAGAAUCUCAAACAAACAAACAUCAAAUGUAGAGAAUUUAGCAAGUUUCCUUGCUAUUGCAGUUUUUUUUUGUACAUUUUCCUCUGUGAUUUGCUGCAAAUGAUAAAUUCUUUGAACUUUUAAUGUAGCUUUCAUAUUUCUUACACACACAAAAACAAAAUAUUUGCAAACCUUUUGCCUAUUAAUUGUCUACAUAAUCAAAACAGUGACAGGUGUAUAUAAAUAUACUAAUAUAGUAAAGUAUAGUGUUUGUAUCGUAUAUUAUUUCAGCUUAGUUAAUUUAUGGUCUUUUGGUUAUUUUUUUUUUAUUUGUAAUGGUUGAAUAAUGGUAUAUAAUUUUAUUUACUUAGUCCCACCAUAUUUUUCUUAAAGUGUUUCAUUAAUCAGCUUGUCUCCCCGGUUUUGUUUGGUGCUCUUUUUUUUUAAACCUAAGUCACAAAUAGGAAUCCAUGUUUCCUUCAAAUUAUAUAUAAUUGAAUCAUAGAAAAUAUGUAAUGAAUAGUUUAUAACUUUUAAAUUGAUUUUUUUUAAAUUUUGUUUUGUGUGUUGUUUAUGUUCUUUUCUAUAUAAUAAGAGUAAAGGAGUCCAUAACCAUCUACCUUGGUUGGGGCUGAGAUGAGCUAAUUGGCACCUCCUCUAGACCUACAUCUAAAAGCAUAAAAAAGUAUGGAUGUUGGCUGUUUUCCAAUUGGAGCAAGGAGUGCCAAAACAAGAAGUAAACAGAACAAAUUAGCAAGAAAAAAAAUUCCCAAAGUUAACAUGCCAAACUUGGUUGUAAACAAUUUUCCACAAAUAGGAAUCUUUGGAAAAUUCUUUCAAGGAGGAAUCUUUUGACCUUCAGUUUUGGUGACCAAAAUUUGAGUCACUACCCGUAAAUUCAGAACUAGAGAUUUAUAAUAUUACAUUACAUUGGUUGAUAUAGUAAACACUGUAUGUAAUAUUGCAUUAAGUUGGUUGAUUGUAAUAUUAAUGUGAUGUUACACUUUAUUACCUUAGGCCAGACUUUUUUUAUACCUUGUUUAGCAAACCCACUUAUCACCAAAAAUGGUGAUUUUGAAUAAAAAGUAAAAUGUUAUUUUUGGCCAGUUAUCGCAUCCUCUUCAUUCGUAAAAAAAUAAAAUGUUAUAUUUAUUUCGCAAAACAAUGGUCAUUCAGAGAUAAAAUAUAAUUGAGUGCAUGAAAAAUUGUAUGUGCACAACAGAGUGCUAUCUUGUCCCUAUUACCAAUAGUUCCAUCAAUUGUAUUAACUGUAUUAAUUAUUGAAUUGUUAUUGGAAAAGUGUCUUUGUAAAUAUGUGAUUGGAUCAUGCUCUUGGCUUGUAGUUUACAGAUUUACAUUGUUAAAGCUCAUUACUAACAAAAUCCUGUCUUUCAAUUUUCCCACAACCUUACCUUGAAGUGUUGCUAGUUUUUCAUAUUUUGUUAAGAUUUGUGUAAUCACCAUGAACUCAUGAAGAGUAUUCAUAUCUGCUGCUUAUCUGAAAUGCGUUCAGUUUGAUUGCAUUUGUUAAACAAAACAUAUUUUUGUAUUGCUCAUUACUAAAUUAUAGUAUUUAAUUCUAUAUGAAGGUGUCCUUAAAGAUUUUAUAAAUCUUGUGAAAUUCUCUUGAAAUGUGCAUAAAAUAAAAGAACUACAUUUUUUCAUUAAAUUGUAUGCAGAAUCAUGGUAAAAUGGUUAGUCAAUAAUAAUAAUAAUUAUUCUUAAUUUUUGAUUGACAACUAAUUGCCAAAAAACAUUCAUAUGGUAAAUGAAUUGAUAGUAUUGAAAUAUAUUUUUAAAAUAUGACAGAAUUAAUUAUGAAAAGUUUAUAAUUAUUUAUUCCCUUCCAAAUAUCAUCAUCAUCAUGAUCGUAAUAAUGUUCUUUAAUAUAAUGUAAUUGAAAAAAAAUGUAUUCUAAUCCAAAUGAUUAUUUUUGUAUGUCAAAAAACAUGAAUGUCUUGGUGAUGUAUUCCUUGUUUUACUACUGUUUGAAUAUUAGAGUAUUUAUGAUAAGAUUAUCAGUUGCUAGAAUUUGUACAAUUCUAUUUGUUGGAAUGUCUAGCUAAGAAUACCUGGUAUACUGGUUCAGUUUAACAUACUGUCAGUUAAUAUGAAUAUUCAAAUUUUGUAUGAGACAUCAGCAAAUCAGAUUGUACAUAACCAAUUAACCAUUGAUAUUUCAGUAACAAAUUGUUACAUGUUUACAAUUCACCCUCAUUUUUCAAGAUGCGCUUUGUUUAUCACGGUGCACCCUUGUUUAUCAAGCUGUGCCCUUGUUGAAAUGUUUGUCUUUGCUUUUGAAAAUUAUGACAUUUCUAAUAUAUAUAGCGGCUUUAAAAUUAAUGUAAGGUAUUAUGUAUGUAUUAUAC